GGACCAGCGAAGGGCGUCCUAAUGCAUUACACACGAUGAAUUCACCAAUUCCGCAACACUGACUCACCGAAGUUUUGGGCAAUUCAUCAAAAACCCGGCAUUUCUAUUGCAGUGCGGUGUAUACGGUGGAGGGUUGUGGUUAGCUGAGAACUAGAAAAAUGUUUGCCAAGAAGGGGAAGAGGGGUCCCCGCGUCAAUAUCUCGCAUCCUUCCAACUUUGAGCACCGGGUGCACACCGGCUAUGACAGGGACUCGGGCAAGUACAUGGGACUACCCCGCCAGUGGCAAAACAUCAUUGGUGCCGAUGAGAAGAGGCCACGACCCAUCGUGGAUCCCUCGCUGAUCACUCCUACCGAAGUGACCGGCCUGAAACAAAUUGUACGUGGUCCAAGCUCACCGACCGGCGAUGGACCCACCAACGGCUUUGGCUUUGAGCCUCGUAAAAUAUCGGUGGCCCGGUCCAACUCGCUGCGCAACCAGAACGCUGCCAGGCAGCGCCAACAGAGGGACAGAACGGAACCACAGGUUCCAGAGUCAGUUCCCGAAAACGAUUGGGCUGCUCCAGCACACCCUUACGACCAGCCACCACCGGGCUACUCCACCUUCCCCCGAGGUCAGCAAGGCCCCAGGGGACAGCCCCCACCCAGGGGGGAACCGGGACCCAGGGGAGAUCCUGGCUACCGCGGUGACCGACCCCCUAGGGACAGAAUGGACUCGCACGACCCGCGGCAGAGAGGCGGCACCAUGGACAGGGGGAACAUGCCGCCCCGGCCCCUCUCGGAGCACGCCGAUCGCGGCAGGGGGAACUACGACCCACGGGGGCCGGCGAACGACCCGCGGAUGGGAGACGAGCACAGGGGACCGGUGAAUGACCAUGGCAGUAUGCAGCGUCACCCGCGGGAGAACCGCAACAACAGCCGGUCCAACAGCUUCAAUAGCAGGCAGGAGCUGGAGCAGCGGGAAUGGAGGGAGCCCCCAAGAGACGGACAUGGGCCAGGCAUUGGGGGCAGGCAUCCCGAUCAAAGACAUAUGGAUCGGGACAGGAGGCCAGAUCCGCGUGGACCUGAACGGGCCCCACCCCCUGGGCAUCACGGGCAGCCCGGCCCCCCGGGUAGAUACCAGGGCAGACCCCCAGGGGGACAGCCUCCCCCUGGGGUAAACGCACACCCGGGCGGACCCCCUAUGACGCAGCGAGACGGACCCCCUGGUGGCCAGCCUGGCGGAUACCCUCCCGGUCACCCAGCCAGGCACCCUGGGGCAAACCCCGGUGGGCCCCCUGGGGGUCCUCCUGGGGGACAUCACGGCAGGACUAACUCGCCGCGUGAGCAGCAGAAUUUCCAUCAGCCUGGCCCUGGUGGGGAUAACAGACCCAUGGGAAAUGGUCCACCAUCUCAGUCUUCCAACGAACAUCCCAGGCAGCUUCCACAGGUAGGGGGUUAUCCAGUGGAUGACUUUUCCCGCAUGAAUCUGAACCGUAACGAGCCCCAGCAUCAUCGGUCCCCAGCCUCCUCCCAUUCUUCCGACAGUCACCCAGGGCCUGCCCACGGCCGGCCCCACGGCCCUCCCUAUGGCCACAAUGAACCGCAGAACCGCUACAAUGCCCACCAACAGCAGGGUGGCCCACCUCACAUUCAAACAGACCCAGACGAUCCGAUGAUGAACCAGCGCAUGCAUCCCGGACCGCAGCAUCACCCAGAGCAGCAGCAACCUAUGCAACAGCAUCACCAACAGCAACCCCAACCGCAGCCCCAAGGCCAGACCCCAUCCCCAGCCGGUGAACAACGCGUCUCCCACGAGCAGUUCCGGGCGGCCUUACAGAUGGUGGUCAGCCAGGGCGACCCGCGCCAGCACCUGGACCACUUUGUCAAGAUCGGGGAGGGCUCGACGGGGAUCGUCUGUAUCGCCACGGAGCGGGGCACGGGCCGACAGGUGGCCGUCAAGAAGAUGGACUUGAGGAAACAACAGAGGAGGGAACUCCUUUUCAACGAGGUUGUCAUCAUGCGGGAUUACAAGCAUGUCAACAUUGUGGAGAUGUACAACAGCUACCUGGUUGGGGAUGAGCUAUGGGUGGUCAUGGAGUUCUUGGAAGGUGGUGCUCUCACAGAUAUCGUCACACACACUCAGAAACUUGAAGAGGAGAUGAUAGCCUACAUAUGCAAGGCGAUCCUCAAAGCCCUAGCCUUCCUGCACUCACAGGGUGUCAUACACAGAGAUAUCAAGAGCGAUAGUAUCCUGCUAACGCAUGACGGCAAGGUCAAACUGUCUGAUUUUGGUUUCUGUGCCCAAGUCUCAUCAGACAUGCCUAGGAGGAAGUCGUUAGUAGGCACCCCGUACUGGAUGGCACCGGAGGUCAUCUCAAGGUUACCUUAUGGACCAGAGGUUGAUAUCUGGUCUCUGGGCAUCAUGGUUAUGGAGAUGGUGGAUGGGGAACCACCCUUCUUCAACGAGCCACCACUGCAAGCCAUGAGACGUAUCCGGGACAUGCCGCCUCCUAAACUCAAGAACCCACACAAGGCCUCGCCCCGUUUGCAGGGCUUCCUGGAGCGCAUGCUAGUGAGGGAUCCCUCCCAGCGCGCCUCGGCCUUCGAGCUGCUCCAGCAUCCCUUCUUACGGACGGCCGGACCGGAUUCCUCCCUCCUGGUACCCAUGAGACAACUCAGGCACAAGUAGGAAAAAAACUAAAUCCUUCACUUGUGCGCCUCGUUUGUAAAUACAAAAAUAACACUCAUGUACAGUACUUGUGUAAAAAAAAAUAUUUUCCAGUUAGGUUUUGUGGGAUGUUGUGUAGAAUUUGUAUUCUAGUGUCACUUUUUAAAAAGCUGUAACCAAAAAAAAAAAAUGUUCAAGAAAACUAAUUUUACAUAACAAAAAUAUGCAAGGAGUUGUUUCUGCUUUGGAAGAAAAA
Molecule: messenger RNA, 2904 nt
Organism: Patiria miniata (bat star)
Lineage: Eukaryota; Metazoa; Echinodermata; Asteroidea; Valvatida; Asterinidae
Product: serine/threonine-protein kinase PAK mbt-like
Exons: 12
Coding region: 159-2669 (836 amino acids)
Biological process (GO): intracellular signal transduction; regulation of MAPK cascade; protein phosphorylation
Cellular component (GO): cytoplasm
Molecular function (GO): protein serine/threonine kinase activity; ATP binding
Source: RefSeq, a predicted model, not a curated record